Molecule: messenger RNA, 6749 nt
Organism: Oncorhynchus masou masou (cherry salmon)
Lineage: Eukaryota; Metazoa; Chordata; Actinopteri; Salmoniformes; Salmonidae
Product: zinc metalloproteinase-disintegrin-like brevilysin H2a
Exons: 22
Coding region: 67-2376 (769 amino acids)
Biological process (GO): proteolysis
Cellular component (GO): plasma membrane
Molecular function (GO): metalloendopeptidase activity
Source: RefSeq, a predicted model, not a curated record
CAGCCAUGUAACCUAUAAAGCCCCCAGUCACUCUCUUCUGUUUCAGCAGCUGUCUGCACGUCGACAAUGGCACAUAGACAUAUAUUGUGGAUCUUUACCCUAACUGCUUCACUCAAUCUCUCAGUGAGUCAUGGUCCUCUUGAAGGAGUGAGCGACUAUGAGGUGGUCCGACCCAUCAGGCUACAUUCUCUGCAGAAAAGAGAAACACAAUCAUCCAGACUGGAAACUCUGAAGUAUGCAAUGAGAGUGGGUGGGAAAGACAUUGAGAUGCAUCUUGAGAAGAAUGGCGAAUUACUUACCAACGACUAUAGUGAGACUUACUACACUGAGGAUGGUACACCAGUCACCUCUACACCUCGGGAUGUGGACCACUGCUACUACCACGGCACCAUUGUGAAUGACAGUGUGUCAACGGUUAGCAUGAGCACCUGCGAUGGACUCAGGGGAUAUUUCAGAACAGCCGCCCAAAGGUACCUGAUUGAGCCUCUGUCAGGGGGGGAUGAUGGCGAUCACGCAGUGCUGAAAUACGAGGACCAGAGCUCCAAGCCUGUGAUGUGUGGAGUCACCAACACUAGCUGGAAUGAAGACUACCCUCCCAUAACUAGCAAGAGCCGCUCUCGUGGCUCAGGUCCAUCUCUACUUCAACAGCAAAAGUAUGUUGAGCUCGUCCUUGUUGCAGACAACCAUGAGUACAAGAACAUGAAAAGUAACCUCAGAGAGCUGCGUAAGAGGAUAUUUGAAGUGGUCAACUUUGUCAACAUGGUAUACAAGCCCCUCAACACCUUCAUUGCCUUGGUUGGUCUGGAGGUGUGGACAGACAAUGAUAAGAUAUCAGUGACCGCCCCUGCUGGUGCCACCCUGGAUGCCUUUACCAAGUGGAGGAACAGCGACCUGGUCAACACCAAGCGUCAUGACAACGCACACCUCAUCAGUGGCAUUGACUUUGAGGGCUCGACGGUGGGUCUGGCCUUCAUUGGGACUCUAUGUUCAGAUCAUUCAGUUGGGAUUGUGCAGGAUCACAACCCCAGGGCCAUUGCAGUAGGGGCCACAUUGGCCCACGAGAUGGGCCACAACCUGGGCAUGAACCACGAUGACUCCAGUGCCUGUACUUGUUCUGGGAAUAGUUGUAUAAUGGCUGGGGCCCUCAGCUGGGAUAUCCCAAAGUCAUUCAGUAGCUGCAGUAGUGUAAGCUAUGACCAGUUUCUGAAUAAUCGUAACCCUGAGUGUCUGCUGGACAAGCCAGACUACCGGAAUGUGGAAUCAACCCCAGUGUGUGGCAAUGGCUUCCUGGAGACAGGAGAGCAGUGUGAUUGUGGCUCCCUGGAGGAGUGUACAAACCCAUGCUGUAAUGCCACCAGCUGCACACUGACUAAGGGCUCAGAGUGUGCUGCAGGAGCGUGCUGUGACAACUGUAAGAUAUUGUCCUCGUCCAGAGAGUGCAGAAUGAAGCAUGAUGACUGUGACUUGCCAGAAUACUGCACAGGGAAAUCAGCCGACUGUCCCGAGGACGUUUUCACUGUCAACGGGAUUCCCUGCGAUGGAGGACGUGGGUACUGCAACAACGGCCGGUGUCCACAGCACCACGCCCAGUGUGUGAAAAUGUAUGGACCAUCUGCUGAAACCGCCAGAACGUACUGCUAUGAGCAGAACACCAGAGGACUGUACUACGCCUACUGUAAACGGCCUUCAAAGGACCAGUACAUCCCCUGCCAGAGACAAGAUGUGCAGUGUGGGAAACUCUUCUGCAAGAACGGUAAUGACAACCCCAACUAUGGUCGCAUGGUGAAAUUUUCAGACUGCAAAGCCUCAUUCUACGAUGAUCACACCAGUGAUUUUGGACAGGUGGACACUGGGACCAAGUGUAAUGAUGGAAAGGUGUGCAGCCAGAAUGAAUGUGUGGAUUUUGAGACGGCCUACGGACCUAGAGUCACCAACUGCUCAGCACUAUGUAAAGGACAUGCUGUGUGCAAUCACAAAAUGGAGUGCCAGUGUGAGCCAGGAUGGUUACUUCCCGGCUGUGAUACAAAGGAUGAACGCUUCACAGGUCUCUCCAGAGAAGGACUGAUUGCCAUUGUAGUGACAGUCACUCUGCUGCUCCUGGCUGCUAUUGCUGGGGUAGUGGCUGUGUUCCUUAAGAAGAGACAAAAGUCCCCCACUCUCCCUAGCUACCAUACCCAGCAGAAAACCUAUGAAGGGUACAACGACCACAAUAACAAACUGCCAAUCCCCAGCCAAAACAACACUAUGCCACAACAGCCCAAGCGACCAAAGGGUGUUCUGCCCCCACCCCCUCCUGCUGCUAACCAAUCACGAGCCCCAGCCCAUGACUUCAGGGCCGUACGACAGGCUUUGAGGCCCCCACCCCCACGGGUCUGAUGUCGCCAUCGAGAGGAGAGGAAACAGGAGGAUCACACAGACCUUACCAAGAUCUCAAAUGCAGGGCUGCCAGAGCUGAGUGCAGUUAAUGCAUUGAGACCUCACGUCUUUAGGAUAGUUUUACAGAUAGUUGAAGUUUACAUACACCUUACCCAAAUACAUUUAAACUCCUUUUUUUUUUUUUACAAUUCCUGACAUUUAAUCCUAGUAAAAUUUUCCUGUCUUAGGUCAAUUAGGAUCACCACUUUUAUUUUAAGAAUGUGAAAAGUCAGAAUAAUAGUAGUGAUUGAUUUAUUUCAGGUAAAAAAAAAUUCAGCACAUUCCCAGUGGGUCAGAAGUUUACAUAGUAUUUGGUAGCAUUGCCUUUAAAUGGUUUAACUUGGGUCAAACAUUUUGGGUAGCCUUCCACAAUAAGUUGGGUGAAUUUUAGCCCAUUCCUCCUGACCGUGCUGGUGUAACUGGGUCAGGAUUGUAGGCCUCCUUGCUCGCAAAAGCUUUUUCAGUUCUGCCCACAUUAUCUAUAGGAUUGAGGUCAGGGCUUUGUGAUGGCCACUCCAAUACCUUUUACUUUGUUGUCCUUAAACCAUUUUUCCACAACUUUGGAAGUAUCCUUGGGGUCAUGAACCAUUUGCGACCAAGAUUUAACUUCCUGACUGAUUUCUUGAAUGUUGAUUCAAUAUAUCCACAAUUUUCCUACCUCAUGAUGCCAUCUAGUUUAAGUGUACCAGUCCCUCAUGCAGCAAAGCACCCCCACAACAUGAUGCAACCCCCAUGCUUCACAGUUGGGAUGGUGUUCUUUGACUUGCAAGCCUCUCCCUUUUACCUCCAAAUAUAACAAUGGUCAUUAUGGCCAAACAGUUCAAUUUUUGUUUAAUCAGAACAGAGGACAUUUCUCCAAAAAGUUUGACAAAUAUCUAUGUGCAGUUGCAAACUGUAGUCUUUUUUUAUGGCGGUUUUGGAGCAGUGGCUUCUUCCUUGCUGAGCGGCCUGUCAAGUUGCCGAUAUUGGACUUUUUUUGCUCUGGCUAUAGAUACUUUUGUACCCGUUUCCUCCAGCAUCUUCACAAGCUCCUUUUCUGUUCUGGGAUUGAUUUGCGCUCUUCACACCAAAGUACGUUCAUCUCUAGGAGACAGAACGCGUCUCCUUCCUCAGCGCUAUGAUGGCUGCGUGGUCCCAUGGUGUUUAUACUUGUGUACUCUUUUGUACAUAUGAACGUGGUACCUUCAGACGUUUGGAAAUUGCUCCCAAGGAGGUCUUGGCUGAUUUCUUUUGUCCCAUGAUGUCAAGCAAAGAGGCACUGAUAUUUCCACAGGUACACCUCCAAUUGAAGCUUCUAAAGCCAUGACAUAAUUUCCCAGAAUUUUUACAAGCUGUUUAAAGGCACUUCGUGUAUGUAAACUUUUGAUCCACUGGAAUUGUGAUAGUGAAAAUGUCUGUAAACAAUUGUUGGAAAAAUUACUUGUGUCAUGCACAAAGUAGAUGUCCUAAUCGACUUCGCAAAACUACAGUUUGUUAACAAGAAAUGUAUGGAGUGGUUGAAAAGUUAAUGACUCCAACAUAAGUGUAUGUUAACUUCUGACUUCAACUGUAACUACAAAUGAGCCAUGGACUGAGGAGUCCUCUCUGAGGAACAGAUGUCUUAUUGCACUUUUUAGUAUUUAUUAGCCAUAUAAUUUUAUACCUGUGAUUUGUCAUUGCCAUUUGAGGGAGUGAGUGCACAGUGUGAUAUAAUAUGCAAUUUAUUUUAUAAUACAUUUGCUCUUGGCUGACUGUAUAUGCCUGACUUUGAAUACUGUAAGCCAACAGUAAAUAGCUUUUAUCAAUAUUAAAUAUUACUGAGACAUUAGUCAGCAAUGUAAACACAUAUUCAGUGAGUGAGACCUUAUAUCUUUUCAGUGUAGAACAUUCUAAAUUUUACAUAACCAACUGAGAAAUGACCAUAUACCAUUACUUGAGGAACAGCAUUUUCUGUAGAAAUUGUUGCCACUUUAUUUUUUCUCUGAUUGUAGAAGAGGUACCAUCUGAUUAACAUUUUAAGCAUGAAAAAAAUGUAAUUUGUUUUGUUGUUGACAUGACAGUCCUGCUUAUGUAGAAUUGUGAUAUUUAUAAACAACAUUUUGGGCUCAACAUUUAAACACUGAAUAACCCAAUGACAUGCAUCCACCCAUUCAACCUGACAUGUAGAGAAAAUAGUAGCAACAUGUAGAAUAACUUAGAUCAAGGGAGACUAGAAUUUAACAAGAGCAUUGACGUGAGAAAGCAUCUGGCAUACCAUCGUAAAAUCCUCAGAGCUAAAAACUCAAGACAGCCAGGACACAGCCAGAAACGCUUAGUAUUUACAUUUUAUUUUUCAAGUGAUUCAUCUACAUAGAUUAAGAUUUCAUGGCCUCGCAUGACAAGUACUGUACUUGACAAAUAUUAUUUUCAUCCUUUUAACAGCUAAAGACUUUUGAAUGACAAAUAUUUCUGUACAUUCUGAGAAAUAUUUAAACUGACAAGAGGUCAGGGAUACAGCCCUACUAUGGGGCCUCUACUCCCCCCUAAGUCCUAGCUAACUUCACACCAAACCAACAUUUUAAGCGGUUGAGAAUGUGGGAUUUUUUUUAAUUUUUUUAAAGAGCAUCAUUUGACCAUUUUCUGAACCCACAAUACAGUAGAUUGUUUUAUUUUACUACCAAAAAGGGGCUGUAAAUAAGCAUCUCGGCAGUGACAACUCAAUGAACCUGACCCACAUUGAGUUGAAACAGGCUCCAGGAUCUCUCCAUGACCACUGAACACAAGAACAGGCCAUUCUCCCCCACCAGUCACACACAGGUGAUGGUGUUUGUUUAGGAAGUGGCAUGGCACAUUAAAAGCAACUUGUUUUAAAGCUGUAUAAUAUAUUAUAAAAGGGAAAAUUCACAUGAGAAUAACAAAUCAAUGCUUUUCUUGAAUGAUUGAAGACAAUAGAAUAACUACAUGUGUCAGAAGCAGUUUUAGCCCCCCCAAAAAUCUAGGGCUAAAACUCUAAGCACCGGUUCGAGUCACAAGUCCUAAAGAAGUCAAUCAUUAAAGGGUUCGGAGCAGGUGUUACAAAAGUGUCCAGUCCUCAUUCCUGCCAUGGAGGUGAAAGACAAAAAGGUGUCAAGACCAUAAUACUCACACUCAAUCAAAUGAACACAGAGGAAACAUCAGGAAUUACUUCUCUUUUUUACUGCAUGAUCAAUGUAUAGUCUGUAGUUGGCCCCCAACUUUGCACUACCACCGAUACUGAGAAUUGUGUCAGUCUGUGGGAUACAUGAUAAAGAGAAAGGAAACACCUAAAACAAUCCUCACAGCAUCACUGCGAAUGACUCAAUCUACUACUCUUCGGGCUACAGCAUUCCUCAAAUUGCUAGCAACUAAAGCAUUUGAUUGGAGCCCAUCUUUCCCCUCCGUUCAUCACACUGGAGUCAUCUAACACAUAUGCAUCAAAUCAACAGAUUGAGUCAAGAAACCCCCAAAACAUCCUUUCUGUAGUGUAGAGAGCAAUAUGAAAUCAAAGUGUCAUGAUUAGUAGUAUUACAACACAAAUCUUAUCUAAAAUUAACUUGGAGUUUCAGUUAAUUGUGGGACAAUAUAUGAGCGUUUUUCCCCCCAUCUGCUCCAUGGGAAAUAUUACCCCUCCAUCUUGAGAAGAGGACACUGGUUGUUCUUCCUUGAUAUUAGAUUGGUAUGUAUGUUUCUUUACCCAUCCAGAAAAUCCCUCUGCAGAACAGUUGGCCACUCUCAGUUCAAUGUCCCAGAAAAGCUAACCAAAUAGCAGUGCCACCACCACCAAGUCUUCUUGGAGAUGUACCAAUACAUACUUUAUGUCUAUAAACCCUUUCAAUCAGACUUUGGUUUUGCAGAAGAUUAUCUAAAUAUAUUAUAUAACCCCCCCCCCAGGGUUAUACCAGCACACUGGUAAAAAUGUUGGUUGGUGACAGCCUGCAAGCAACACCAACACUAUACAGAACACAUAAAACCAGAGAAACUAACCACCAUCCCUUGACACGUCACAUCAAUAAUGGUAGCAAACUAAAAUCAAUUCUUCCAUAUACAAUUUUUUCCAUAUCAUUUGGAAAAUGUACAUUCACAUGUCAUUUAGCAGAUGCUCUUAUCCCGAGCAACUUACAGGAGCAAUUAGGUUUAAGUGCCUUGCUCAGGGGCACAGACAGAUUUUUCACCUCGUCAGCUUGGGGAUUUGAACCAGCAACCUUCCAGUGACUGGGCCAAUGAUCUUAAAUCUCUAGGCUACCUGCCGCCUCAGGGCAGUUUCUCAAGGUUUAAAGAUUAAAUAGUUUACCCUAACUUUAAAAUACAGGAGGAACACAUUGACCCAAAGAAUAUCUAAACAGCAUUCAGUGGUUUCA